UUGUCAUUUUAAAAAACAUUCGAAAUCCACAUGGUAUAAAACGAAAAAAGAAAACUUAUCUGCAUCCCCUCAGCAGCUGCAGCAACUCGUAUCCGUACCAAGUCCAACAUGGCGGUGGCGGGUGUGUCCCAGGCCAUCUCCUCCACCACCGCCACCAGAACCCCCUCUUGCAUCGAUUUCCACUCCAAAAAACCUUUCCUUUUGGGCCUGGCCCACUCUCCCCAGCCCAACCUCUCAAUCUCCGCCAGAAGGAGCCGCAACACCCACUGUUGCCGCUGCACCCUCAAUUCCGACGACACCUCUCUCAGCUGGGAUUGGAACCGAUGGUGCCGCCACUUCUCCGACAUUGAACAGGCCGAAAACUUUGCCUCUGUCCUCAAGUUUCAACUUGAUGAUGCUAUUGAGAAGGAGGACUUUGAAGAAGCGGUUAAGUUGAACAGGGCUCUAUCAGAAGCAACGUCCAAGGACACUGUUGCUGAAAUUAUGGAUCAGUUGAAGAGUGCUAUAGAUGAUGAACGGUAUCAUGAUGCUUCGAGAUUGUGUAAAUGCACUGGAAGUGGACUGGUGGGUUGGUGGGUAGGGUACUCAAAAGCCUCAGAUGACCCCUUUGGUAGAAUUAUACAUAUAAGUCCUGGUAUGGGUAGAUUCAUUGGCAAGAGUUACAGUCCUAGACAGUUGAUGCGAGCAUCUACGGGGACUCCAAUUUUUGAAAUUUAUGUGGUAAAAAAUGCUGAUGACACGUAUCAUAUGCAGGUAGUGUAUUUACGACAAGCCAAAGGAAAGUCAAGGAGAAACCCUCAAUCUAUACCUGCUAAAGGCCCAUCCAAACCUGAGGUGGAGAAUGCAUCUUCAGUUGAGGUGCAAGAACCUGAAGAGAAGAUUGAGAGAAAUGAUGAGAAAAACAGUAAUAUCGAGGGAGUAACUGAGGAGGGCAUUAAAAGUGUCAUAAAUUUUCUUAAAGAAAAAAUUCCAGGAUUGAAAGUCAAAGUUAUGAAUGUUAACGUUGAAGAGGAAGCAGCAGAAAACAAUGAUUCUAUUAAGCAAUUGAUGGAGGAAGAUAGUAAUGAAUCUGGCUCCAGUGAGAAUCACGAAGAGGAAGUUAAUAAUCUAGAUGAACCUGAUGCGGUCACUCUAGAAAGAGAUGGAGAUGUCACAGAAGAAGAAAAGGAUUUUGAAAUGAAGCUUUUUAUUGGUGGGGUUGUACACAAUAAUGAAGAUACUCCUGUCAAGGAUGAAUUUAUACGUCUUCCAGCUGAAAUAAAAAAUAUUGAAAAGGAUUCUUUUGUCUUUCAUUUUGCUAGUGGAAAUGUAGAUUAUGGUAUCAAAGAAGAUAAAAUUCCCAACAUCAAAGUAGCAGCCCUAGCAGCACAAGGAAUCUCCGAGCUUAUGCCUCCUGAUGUUGCUAAUGCAUUUUGGAGUUCUGACAAAGUCUCUUCUAAGGUCUCCAAAAGCAUGCGUGAUAUUGUCAGAGUUGCUAUGAGUCAAGCACAGAAAAGAACAAGAUUAUCUGGGGAUACAAAUUUUAGCCGGAUUAUCUGUUCAAGAGGGGAUUCUGAUCCUUUUGAUGGACUCUAUGUUGGUGCAUUUGGUCCUUAUGGCAUGGAAAUAGUGCAUUUGAGGCGAAAAUUUGGACAUUGGAAUGAAGUGAACAAUGAAAACAACACUUCAGAUGUUGGAUUCUUUGAAUAUGUAGAGGCUGUGAAGUUAACUGGGGAUCUUAAUGUUCCAGCUGGCCAGGUGACAUUCCGUGCUAAAAUUGGAAGAGGCAAUCGCAACACCAACCGAGGGAUGUAUCCUGAUGAUUUAGGAGUGGUUGCUAGUUAUAAAGGCCAGGGAAGAAUAGCUGACUAUGGUUAUCGAAAUCCAAAGUGGGUCGAGGGAGAACUGCUCCAACUUAAUGGCAAGGGCAUGGGACCAUACAUGAAAGGUGCAGAUCUUGGUUUCCUUUAUGUCGUGCCUGAGCAAAGUUUUCUCGUCUUGUUCCACCGGUUGAAACUACCCGAGUGAGCCAUGGUUGAUGGUACCCUAAUCCUGUCUAAUUUACUUAUCAUCUGAUGCGAGGAAGAACAUGAAGGAUUCUGAUACUAGCGUGUUGAGAUUACUGUUACCUUUUUUUUUUGAGUGGUAGUUUUACCCAACAGGCAGGCACUUGAUAUUUUAUUAGCCCUUCUAUGAGUUCAUUUUUUGUUGUUCCUUUUACCAAUCUCUUUGCUAUCUGUCAUCUUGUGUAUAUAAAUUUGGCUGACCAACAAAAUAGUGUGAUAGGAACUCUGAAAGUACCAUAAGGGAUCUUUUUUGUGAAUAUUGUGGUUUAUGGCUGUGUGCUUCCUUUCUUGUUUGGACUUCUCGUUUGUGGAAGUCCCACUAGUCUGCAUGUAUGAAAGGGAGCAUUUACUAAUUAAAUUUGAUGAUAAAGAACUUCAGACCUGUGUUA
Glycine soja is the source of this 2434-nucleotide messenger RNA. RefSeq names its product protein EXECUTER 2, chloroplastic-like. Gene Ontology annotation, cellular component: thylakoid membrane. Gene Ontology annotation, biological process: singlet oxygen-mediated programmed cell death; response to singlet oxygen. The record is from RefSeq and is a predicted model, not a curated record. The transcript is spliced from 11 exons. Bases 109 to 2007 code for a protein of 632 amino acids. Lineage: Eukaryota; Viridiplantae; Streptophyta; Magnoliopsida; Fabales; Fabaceae.